UCCGGAGCGGGAGCGCCACACCCCCUUCGCCGCAGCCGCGCAGCCGAUGGCAGCGUCCUCUCCCGCCGUCGCUGUGGGCUCGGAGCUGCCGCCGGAGCCGGGCGGCAGCGGGGGCCCUGGCGAGGGGGCGGACGGGGAGCGGGAGCUGCUGCUGGCGCGACUGGUGCCCGCGAGCCGCCUGAAGGAAGCGGUGGGCGCGUCCCUGGCGUCGCUGUGCCUCGGCCCCCUCGGCGGAGCGCAGCGUCUCGGGACCCUCGUGGACUGCCUGGUGCUGAACUACCGCCUGCGGCAGGGGCCGGGCCGGGGCAGGGAGCGCGAGGCCGAGGGGCCGCUGCGCUGCUGCGGCUGCGGGAGGUUCCUGGGCGAGCCGGUGACCGUCCCGUGCGGGCACACCUACUGCCGCCGCUGCCUCCGCAGGGAGCUGCGGGCCCGCUGCCGCCGCUGCCGGGACUGGCUGCUGCCGGCGGGGGGCACCAGCACGGCCGCGGCCCCGAUGCGCACCAGCGUUGUCCUCAACCGGCUGGCGGAGAAGUGGUUCCCGGGCGAGUGCGAGAGGGCGAGGGCCGGGAGCCGGCUGGAGGAGCUGCUGGCCCAGGGCCGCUUCCGAGAGGCGCUGGGCGCCGCCAGCCAGGCCCUGCGAGCAGAUUCCAGUGACUUGAUGCUUAGGAUUUACAGAGCUGAGUCAUAUGUUGGCCUCCAAGAAUAUAAAACAGCCAUAGAAGAGCUAAAUUUUGUUAUUUCUAAAAUGCCAAAUUGGCCAGAGGUCUACUUCCGGAAAGGAAAAGUGCUGCAAGACUCUGGCUUUGUAGGUGAUGCCUUACAGCUGUUUCUACAGUGCUUAGCCCUUGAUGAGGACUUUCUUCCAGCCAAGCUAGAAGUAGAAAAGACAUUGUGUGAUGUUUUGUCACCAGAGAAGCUAGGUGAGAGUCUGAAGGAAUCUGCUUGGAAUUCAGUCCAUAUUCGAAAUAAACCUUUUCUGCUUGGUUCUGAGGUGACUGCAUCUUACUGCAACUUACAGUUUUGUCCUCAGCAGAGUUCAGGAGGAUCAGAUGUACUGAAGCCUGUCAGUGGAGGCUUAAAUCGUGCACAGUCUGCCCAUGCUCUUAAUUCAACAAAAGACCUUGCCAAGGAAGAUGGCUUAAAGAGAGUGUCUUCUGAACCUCUUCUCUCUGGCCAAGGAAAAAGUGCUUUGUUAAAAAGAAAGCUUUCCUUUUCAGAACAGGAUACAGUUGUAUGUGAAGAUGGAAGAAACAAACACAAAAAGCAAGGAGAAAGUACAAAAAGGGAUGUGACACUGGCCUUUGGAACAAUUCCAGGGGAUUUGAUUGAUGUAUCAGAUUUUGAGUGCUCUCUAUGUAUGAGGCUAUUCUUUGAGCCAGUUACAACCCCUUGUGGACAUACUUUUUGCAAAGGUUGUUUGGAACGAUGUUUAGAUCAUGCUCCACAGUGUCCACUCUGUAAGGAGAGCUUGAAAGAGUACCUUGCAAGCAGAAAAUACAGUAUCACAGAACUGCUGGAGGAAUUAAUAAUGAAAUAUUUGUCUGACGAAUUAUAUGAGAGAAAAAGAAUUCAUGCUGAAGAAACUGCUGAACACUCCAACUUGACCAAGAAUGUUCCCAUGUUUGUUUGCACUAUGGCAUAUCCUACUGUGCCUUGCCCUCUACAUGUAUUUGAGCCAAGAUACCGACUCAUGAUUCGCAGGAGUAUGGAAACUGGAACUAAACAGUUUGGGAUGUGCAUAAGUGAUUCUCAAAAUGGUUUUGCAGAUUAUGGUUGCAUGCUGCAAAUAAGGAACGUUCAUUUUCUACCUGAUGGACGGUCUGUUGUUGAUACAGUUGGUGGAAAGAGAUUUAGAGUUUUACAGAGAGGGAUGAAAGAUGGUUAUUGCACUGCAGACAUUGAAUAUUUGGAAGAUGUUAAGGUUGCUGAUGAAGAAGAACUAAAGAAAUUGACAGAGCUUCACAAUUUUGUUUACAAUCAGGCCUGCAGUUGGUUCCAAAACUUAAGGAACAAAUUUCGCACUCAGAUUCUUCAGCACUUCGGGCCAAUGCCUGACAGGGAGGAAAAUAUACAGUACAUCCAGAAGCUGCUGUUUAACCUACAUUAAGGUUGUGAGCACUUCAUGACGUAACUGACCUGACUCAGUUCUGACUGAGGGCUCCUUGUGGGGACUGCCACAGCCCCUCCUAUUUCCCCUGCCAGUGUAUCAGACCCAUUUAUCAGACGUUUCAGCCGACUGCUGCCUGCUAGAUGAAGUCCCAAAGUCUGGGAAGCAACGAGUGCCUGUGAAGGACAGCCCGUUCUUUUCUGUGGAAAGCUCUGUCCUUGAAAAAGACUUGAACUUGAUGCUUGAUAUUCACAAGCAUCUGUCGAGCUUCUGGCAACUUGUUUGCUGUACUGUUUUUCUGUGAAGAUACCCUCCUACUGGUGAUGACAUCUGUCAGCAGGAGGGGAGAGAGAAAAGCUGUUACAGUUAAUUCUUUUACCAAGUUCCAUGCAAAUACAUCUUGAUUCCGUCUUAAAAGAUGCUUUGAAUUUUACCUUCCACAUGGAACAACAAGUCUUCUAAGAUCUUUACACUCAGAGUAUACUCUUCAGGAAGUAAAUCCUGCAGAAAGCUCCCCACUCUAGUUGAACUGACAUUUUGUAGUCAUCAUGAUGUCCAUACAGAAGAAAGUUAACAGAACCCGUCUGAGGCCUGCUACAAGACUCCUGAGGCAGAAACCCAAAGCUCUAGAGGCAACCUCUGUUGUGGUUAUUUAAGGAAAUAAACUGAGACAGUGUGGAGGUAAAAAGGGAAAUUAAGAUCUUCCCUUCCUACAGGUCUCUGCAUGCCUGUGGUGGUAAAAGCACUCUUCUAAGAAUUAAGGGAAAAGUUUUGUCCUUUCCCCCAGCAGAAAGGUGACCAAAUUGCUUAUAACCAGGGUGUCUGUUCUAACAUGUAGUAGAGUGCAGGUUAUGUUUUGUGUAUAUGGGGGACUUUGUGUAUCCUGAUAAGGCUUUGAUGAGUACCAGGCUGUUCUGCCUUGUUAAGACCUAAAGUGCUUCUGCAAAAGCAGGACAGUGGGUGCUUAAGUGACUUUAGGUCCCUCUUGCCCAGGGAGCCAUUGCACAGCAACACUGAGGAGCUUUGAAUGCGCACACUUAGAUCUGAAAUGGAACAGGGAUUUGGGAACUGGAACUGCAGCAUCAUUCUAGAGGUAAUUAAACUAUGCCAGAAAUUCAGGGUUUGUGUUGGAUUUUUUUAUUUUGCUUUUUAUCAACCAUCUGUGAAACUUGAAAGCUUUCUCCUCUUGUAUGUACCUUGAAACAAGUCUUGAUUGUUCAAACAACCUUUACACCUUAUUUUUGUCUGAGCCCAGAAAUUGAUCAUUCUCAUGCAUAUGCUUUUGGAAGUUUUGAACAAGAAGUGUGCUCUGAAAAUGCAUGACAUGCCAACUGCAACACAAUCCAAAUACAAUGCAACUGGCACCUCUGAUUUUGUUUUAAAACAUGGCUCAAGAUUUCCGACACUAUUUCACAAUUAAGUUGCAUGGCUAAAGAAAUCACUGGGGCUGUGAGAAAAGGUCCAAAUGGCCACUCUAGUGAGGGAACAGUCAUGAUUUUUCUUUGAGUGUGAAUUAGUUUAAAACAAAGACUGCCUUAAUGCCAUCCCCAAGAAGCCUAAAGCACAUCCUCAGCCUUCAACUCACUUUUACAGCUCCCCCCAGGCAGUGGAUAUUGAAACCAUACUUUCUGUCUUCCAGAUAGGCACUUUAACCUUUGAGCUGUGGAUGGAUGACAAACCAGUGGGAGCUGUGACUUGAUUUCCCCCUCAUUUUCCUGAAUGUUUUUUGGGGGGAUUGGAUUUUUUUGGAAACAAUGUGAUAUAAAAACUGAGCACCAGGUGCCACUCACCUGUACCUGAAGUAAUGUAGGAUGUAAACCAAGUUCUGCCCUCAGCACUUCCCUCUGCUAAGUCCAAAAAGUUCUUUGCUAAUAUCUUUAAAGAACAUAUACUGUUGAGCAGGCAACUCUGCUAAUUAGGACAUGAUCUAAUCCAGGGUCCUAGGUUCCACAGCGGAUGCUCAAAAAUUAGACUUCCAUUACAGGUAUUCCAACUCAAUUUACAAAAUACAAAUAAACUUCGGUAACUGCUCUAUGUAAUACUUUCUGUGAAGAUAAAAGCACUUUUUAAAGUAAGAAUUUGUUGGGAUUGUUUUUAAAAUCCAAAAAAAGCGCAAGGGCUACAAGAGCAAUUUCUGACUGAAGCAAUUUUCAGGUUAUUGCAUCAAUGUAAUAGUUGAAAUGCUGAAUCAUGGGGAAUUAUGUUCAUUUCACAGCAAAAACUUUGUGAAGAAGUUCCAGCUGAACUAAACCACUGAACGUUUUGGCCUUUAGGACAACUACAUUAAGUCCUUGCAGAUAUGAUAGACUUUGCAGGUUUUGUCUGCUGAUCACAGCAACACACUGUUUAUGUUGGUUGCUUAUCUUACUGCUUCUUUGCAAGGCAGCUGCUCAAGCAAGGAUUUGCUUCCGAGAGUUCAGUACAGACUGCACAAAAAAAAAAAAAAAACAAGCAACCCACCCCAUCCAAAAGCUGAAGAAUGACCAUUUCUAUGGCAACUAAAGCACUUGCAUGCUCAUGCCCAAGAUAAAUUGGCACAAUCUUACAAAUGAAGUUUGUAUAAUCAGAGUGAAAGUAAUUUGAGAAAGGUAACUAGAGACUGAACAGAAUAUUCCAGGUGUAAAAUCAUCAUCUGUUACUAAUUUUUAUUACAGGGGGGAAGACUGUACAGAAAAAGCAAAACAGCACAGCAAUGUAAGGUGGAAGAAGAGAGCAGUGGCUGGCUGCAGUUGUCUGUCUCACCGUGGUGGUAGGGUGGUCAGGUGACUAAUAAGCUUGUCAGGUUGAUUACCCAUCAGAGCCAACACCCAGUGUAGUGCUGGCUAGAGAGGAAUAGGAAAUGACACCUUCACCUCUUGUGUAACUUCACCCUCAGGCUGUGUAUUGUUUUGUUAUGUAGCUGAGCUAGCAGACUACUGCCACCAGGAGAAAGAAGUGCUGCAAUCUCCUUUAAAGUUGUUGGCUUUGGUGCUUGUCUGAUUACAAGAUAAGAUGAUCCAGUUCACUUACCCAAGCAAACUAAGAGCAUGGGAGUCUUUUCACCCAUUAAUUCUUCUAAUAGGCAAAGUUAAUACCACUGUCUUGGUAGGAGAGCUAGCUGACAGCAUGCUUUCAGCUAUGCCACGGUUAAGUAUGCAGGCAAGUACAAACUUGGGAAAUAGCUUGCUCGCUGAAAAAAAUUGCAGUCUUGAGGAUCUUCACUUCUAAGUCAGUGAUAGUAUGCCACAAAGGAAUUUCAACCUCUUCGUUCAGCACUAGCUCUCACUAUUAUUGAUACUUCACUUAAAAAUUUAUUAGAAAAGCAACUGCCCUCAAGCCUAAGAAGUGUUUUAGUUGUUUUGCUUUAGUGUAAGCUUUGACCAAUUUAAAACCCUUGCAUUUAAGGGAGCACUGCUCAGAGCUCUUCUAUACAAAUACGCCUAAGAUGCAGUCCCUUCUGUGAAGAAGGCCAGCAGCAGCAUUUAAUCCAGUUACUCACAUUAGGGGUAAGCCUGAAGUUCUACACCAUCAUAGAGCAGUACUUUAGGAACAAAGCAAUGCAGCUUCCUGUAACACUGAGACACUUUAUCAAUAGCAGAGUAUCUUCCAGAAGGCUGUCACAUAAUAGCAUUCCUGGCAGGUUUUAGUGCAUAAGCUUUUUAUCACUAGCUUGAAGUCCUAAAGCCAUAUACCAGAGCUGAUGGCUACUUCUGAGUGUACUUUUCAAGAAGUCUCCAUAAGGCAGCUUUGCAUUCAGUAGUUUAUUUAUAGUUGUGAAAGCAUAAGUGUUACAUACGUUGAGUUAAUUGCAUAUUUGUUAGAAUCGUACCUACUCAUAAGACUGGUGUGUGCAAAGACAAGUCAUGCUUAGAUUUCCCCCCAGUAGUUUGUUGCUUUAGUAUUUAUUCCCCUCUUCAGUUCAGUAAAGUUUCCAUAGAAACAGAGUGAGGAAAUAGAGAUAUAUAAUAGCUAGAGUAAUUGAAAUGUAUGAAGACAUAAUCACAUAGGCCCUGUAGAACUACUGAAAGUAGAGAUCUACCUAGUAUUUAAAAGGGCAAAGCCCAGACUAGGCAAAAGUUACAGCAAACAGGCAACAAGCCAAAUUACAGGUCACUUAAGCCAGUUGUAUUUAUAACUUCUUAUGAACAUCACAUCAUUCCAAAAGAUAGCAGUGGGGUACAUAUACACACACAUAUUUUAAAAAAAGAUACAUGUAUGUAUAUAUAUUUUUUAAAUAAGGCAUGUAUUUAUUUCAGGCUCUUAAAAUAUUUUUCCACCCCCUUUUCCCAUUAAUACAGCAGAUGUUGCCAUUUUAUUGCUAAAGAAAGCAUACCAUCAUUGCAAGCAGAACAGCACUGGCUUUAGUCAGCAGUCCAGUUGAAUUAAUAAGGUUCAAGACAUAUAUUAAUAGUACGGAAGAAUAUCACUGUUACAGAAAUACAGAAGACUAGCUGAAUUCUAUUUAAGAGCGCACCAAAUCAUUCUUUUGACAUUGUAGUAUAAACUACAAAGCAGAACAGCACCAUUUUGGAGCAACAGAAAGAGAUAUCUAAAGUACUACUUCCCCAUCUACUUAGUUGUUAUAUUAAAAAAAUACACAAGGGAAGGAUGAGGACACAGACUUCAUCUUCUGCUCUAACAAUGCUUUCUUCUGCAAGAAAUGAUGCAGGACUUUUGAGCUCAUUCAAAUAUAAAUCCUAAUAUGAAUGAAUAUGCACGCCGUUUUCUUUGUGUAACUAAUAAUAGUCACUUGUUAGUAUGAUUUACAAGGAGCACUCUCUAAGUUUUUUGUCAGCCUGCUUCAAGGAGAUCCAGGUGUUUAACAUGCUUGAUCGCAGUUUGGCCCACACCAAAUGGUUGUUUAACCCAAAUAUCUGGGCAGCAAACUGAGCAGCUCCUUCAGGUGACAGAGUAGUAGGACAGCUAAGACCUGCAGAGAAGAGAAUGCCACUUAUUAAAGCAUAGUUUAUAGUCAAAACAUUGCCUCUGAAGAACAACUUAAGAUUUGUUUCAGCCUCCAGGUGCAAUGAUCCAGUUUUAAAGCUAGUAAAGCACCACAUGUUCCACUACUUCUAACAUGACUGCUUCAUGGCAUUUUAAACCAAAAGCCAUCAAACCAAAUGACUCCCCUUAUACAGAGGUAACGGACUUCUGGGUCCCCUGUUUGCCAAGCAUCCAUUCAAGUCACUAACAAAGUUAAAAAUCAUAGAGGUAGCAAUGCACUGACGUAAUAGUUAAGUGUUGAGGUCUCACCUAUCCUACGUAUUAUUUGAUCUUUGGUAAUAAGGAAAACGCAAGAAAAUUCAAAUAUUUAAAUUCCUAUUAGUACUAUUUCCAAUUUCAUACUGGAAUAUUUAGCAAGGAUAAGUCAAGGUUUAUAUUUUUCUAAAGACUAUUCCUAUGUAAUCCUUGCUCUGUCUAUUGGGCUUUUUGUCAUGAAGAAGUCCAAAGACUACAAACAACAUAUUUCUAAAGACUUUGCUCAGUACUGGUCCAGCUACUUUUCCACGUGUGUGUGUGUGUAUACCAGAACAACAAAAACAGAGCUAGAUCAGAACAGGAGCGUAAGCUGAAGAUCAUCUUACCACUGGGUAGUCUGAGAGAGGACCACACAUCCUGAGUGCCCCAGUCAGCUGAGAGUGGAGGGCAGUUGACAACUGGGUAAGCAGUAUUACCAGACAUGACUGGCCCCAAGCCAUUGCUUCUGCCAGCGACUGCAACAAACACUGUUGGGAUUCCAUCUCCUGGUGGGCAGGAAGACAAUCAGUGAUAAGCAAUCCACCUUGUUGUCUACCACCUGCUUUCACGGGAACUUUAUCCAAGUCCACAGUUCUGUUUGCAGUUGUUUUGUCAAUUCCAUUACAUGGCACUAGAAUUUUGUGUUCACCUUCCCCCUUUACAGAAAUCUUUCAGCCUUAAAUCCCACCUACUGUUUAUCACAACUGAAGUUAGUAUUUCUUACUCUGCCUCUGAGGGGAAAUCUCAGUAUCAGAGAAAGAGGUGCUGCUUAGCUUUGUAGAGAAUAUAGCCAUUAAACCUCUGGCAUCGUUCAGGUGUUCCUCUCCUUAAAUCUUGAACAGUUCACCUCGAAGUGUUUCUCAACUAUGGGAAGUGUUUCUCAACUACAAACUCACAUUUGUAGUUUCACUAAGUAGAAAGUAUACUCGGACAAAAAUAAAUAGUUCAUAUCUGCUAAGCUAUAAACAGUUUUGAAGAGAUGUCAAGUUUUCUUGGCAAAGACAAUAAUUUAAGUCAAGCAUCUUUUUCUCAGGACAUCUGAAGUAAUAAGCAAGAAUAUUUUCACGAAACAGGCAGGAAAGCAUAAUGGGAGCAACAUCUGCUUUGUAAAUAACAUAAUAAUAUUCAGAGUCAACUAGAGAAACUAUCAUUCCUCCUUGUUUCAGAAGGGCUGGAAUCAUCAACAAGAUGCUACAAUAAAUGUGUUAACGUGAUCAAGGCUUGGGCAAAGCAGUUCUGGUACUGAGAAAAGCAGAGGAUGGAAGCUGUGGCUGGGCAGUAGGACAACACAUUACUCUGAAACUGCUUAGAACAGUCUGUCAUUAUGCAAUUAGCAAGUGUGAAUCAGCGUUGUAACAGCUUGGUGUUCUGUUUAACAGAAAAUGGAAAAACCCCACAUAAAUCCUCAGGUUGCCAAGUCAUUCUGGAACAUGAUGCUGUUUCAAUUCAAAUCAGUAUUUCUUUGGCAUUUACCUUCAUAUUCUGCUUUGAUCCUCAAGGUUUCAUCCGGCCCUUUAUGAGCAGAGGUCACUCUUAAUUCACAAGGAAUUCCAAAGGUUGCACAUGCCUUUUUUAUUUUUUCACAGUGACUGAGGUCAGAAGGAGAUCCCAUCAACACCACAACUCUGCCCUGGCUCUUUGUUUUCAGAAGCAGCUAGGGAGAAGAGUGGAGAGGGAGAGAAAGAAAAGAAGUCAGCAGAAUUGAAGACGUGGAAUUAUCAAAGUCUAAAUGUGUUGUUCAUAAAAACAGGUACCUCCACUCUCUCUGAAACCCAUUCGAAGUUUCUCUUAACCAUUUGCAGUGCUUCAGGAGUCACUUCUUUCAGGUCCCGAUAGGACUGAAAAGAGGAAAAUAAAAAUACUGAAGUGUUGUGGUUUAA
This is a messenger RNA of Pseudopipra pipra, 9204 nucleotides long. RefSeq names its product LON peptidase N-terminal domain and ring finger 1 (gene LONRF1). The record is from RefSeq and is a predicted model, not a curated record. The transcript has 13 exons. Lineage: Eukaryota; Metazoa; Chordata; Aves; Passeriformes; Pipridae. Gene Ontology annotation, molecular function: protein binding; ubiquitin protein ligase activity. Bases 47 to 2107 code for a protein of 686 amino acids.